Heterotrigona itama is the source of this 1445-nucleotide messenger RNA. The record is from the annotation of a GenBank genome assembly. Lineage: Eukaryota; Metazoa; Arthropoda; Insecta; Hymenoptera; Apidae.
AUGUCCGAGAUCAAGGCGGAGAGCAAGAACGACAACAACAUCGAGGAUGUGUCGAAGGUAAGCGGAGAGAAGCACGAGAAAUAUCUUCAUCAAGCCGAGUUUUCAUGCUAAGGCGGCGUGUUGCGCCCCUCAAAUAUGAGAAGACGCUCGUUCUCUCGAAAAUUCGAUAGAAUAGCCUGUGCUACGAUGAGGGGACGUUGUUUGGCGAGUGAUCGCGCGACGCACGAUGCUGCACAGCUAAAAGGCACGGACGCCUUUUGCCGCGUAGCCACGGGCUCAGUGAUUUUUCAAAGCUGCGCCGUUUGUCCUUCAUUGGCAAAGAUGGUGGAUGUUUUUUAUUUGCACCUCUCGUGACGAAGGGACUCCCUGGUUAACGGCAAUAGGCGUGUAUCGAAAAAGGCGGGAAAUAGAUUUCGGCCGCAGAUCUAUCUGUCACGCGGUUUUCUACAAAAACUCGCUCUCUUUUAGGAACAUCGUUCGAGGCUACGACGCUAGAAAUACAUAUCGACUUGGCAAAAUGGCGGGAAACUUAAACAAACUUUUCGUAUAUUCCCGUGUAGAUCCCUAAUAAUCUUAUCAUGGGUGUAAUUAUGUUUGUGCAUUUUUCCAUAUAGUUUGACACAAUUCUUAAAUCAGCCAUCGUUUAACGUGUCCCAUUUCUUUUUUUUUCAUCGACCAUUUUACGUUAUGUGAUUGCAAUUAUUCAGUGACGUGAUGAAUUUUCAUAUAUUUCGCUUUUGAAGUAUAACGUAAGAAUGAAAUAUUUUCAGGACCAUUCAGCAGAGGAGAAACCAAGUCCAACGAAAAAUAAACGGGGAGGAACGAAAAGACUCUCCACACUAGAAAGAUUGGCUCAAGAAGGAGAACGAGUCACAAAGGAUUUAAAUGCUUCUGUUGGAGAAGUUGAAGGGAGGAGGCGCACACGUAGUUCAGCACGAGGCCUUACCUCAUCUACACCUGUGCCAUCUCCACCUAAGAAAGAGAAGAGGGACACAUCUACGAAAGGUAGUGGUCGUGGACGCGGGCGUCCAAAACGACAAGAAAAAAAUAAUGACAAUAAUACAGAUGAAGAAGCAGCUAAUAAUAAAAGCGAAAAGCAUUCCGAAGAGGAAUCUAUGAAAAUGGAUGUCGAUGAACACAAAGAGGAUACCGAAAAAUUGGGAGAUAGCGAGGACAAGAGCGUCACAAAAUCCGAAAAUAAAGAAGCUUCUGACAAGGCGCUUGACUCUAAUUUCAAGGAGGAGAAAGUUACGGAAGAAUCAGAAAACUUUGCGGAAGAAAGUAAGAGUCCUAGUAUCAGUGAAGAGAAAAAGGAGGAGGACAUAAAGGAUAGCUCGGAUUCGAGUCAAGAUGCAACAGACACAACAACAGAGGCACCACCUUCAUCUUCAUCAGAGUCUCAAAAUCCCUCUAAUGCUACUACUACCGAAGAACAUAAGGAAUAA